This is a messenger RNA of Xyrichtys novacula (pearly razorfish), 11889 nucleotides long. NCBI's taxonomy places the organism in Eukaryota, Metazoa, Chordata, Actinopteri, Labriformes, Labridae. The record is from the annotation of a GenBank genome assembly.
GUGCGCAACUCGCGAGACCGUCAUCCUACAUAAAUCUCGCAGUGAUGGCUGCGCCUCCCGAUGCGGAGAGUUUGGAGUCUCGUAUCAGUGAGUAUUUUCAACUUAGUCCACCGAUCCAGUAGGGCCCGGAGACCCUGGCAUGGGUAUGAUAUCAUCGGUUAGUUGUUGUAGAUGAGCUGACAGCGGACAGCAGCAGCGUUAGUCCCCGGCAGAGAGGACUCGGACCCCGCCGUCACAUCCAGGAUGCUAACCUAGCUCCGGAGCUGCUGUGCCUGCCAGCUGUCAACACACAACACAGCCAGGCGCAGCGUUAGCUUCACGGCCGGAUAACGUGCCUAGAUAACCGCUGACAACACCGCGGGGUCCUGUUUUUAAUCUGGAAAGGUUUAGUUAGAUUAUGGCUAAGACUGACGUGGAAAGAAAGUUCUAGACGAGACUGCGACUAACGACAGAGAGCUAGCUAACGUGACACUUUGUUAGCACCUGCUCUCUCUCUAUCUCUGUGUGUGUGUGUGUGUUUCUCUGCACGGUGCUGCUGAGCUGGAGCUGCUGGGUCAUGUGGUAGAGACUUAAUGAAUUUUAAUCAUUAAGUCUCGAGAUGCCUGCAGGCCUCUUGCUUACACGGCUAUUUUUUAACGUGACAAACUUCAAUAGUUUCAUCCAACACCAUUAUUCUGUUACUGGAGGUAUGCUGGGUCUGAAUAGGGAUGUUACAGUGUGAAUCUAACAUUAAAACAAAACAUAACAUGUAGUUAAAUACCAGUUUAAUUGCAUGCAAUAACCACAAAUAAAAACCGAUAGACAUAUACACUGAGCAGUCAUAACAUUGUGUACAUCUGGGUGAUUUAAUGCUGUCCAAUAGUACAGCUAUAACAUCAAUGAUUCUGCUGUAUUUCUGUUUUUGGAUGACAGACAGGUGAUAAUUGUUGUUUGAGUUAAAUGUUAACGUUGUGGAUGUUGGUGGUUUGCUGGAGUGCAUUUUACUGAAACUGUUCUUUGUAUUUGAGUUCCCUAAUCUUUGUUUAUGAUUUAUUACCACCAAAUAUGUCUCCAAUAAUAUACAUCAAGUACAAAAAUCACCUGUCCAAUCAUACGAAAAAAAGGUUUGGAGGCUCCCUGAAAGUAGAAUAUGUGUUAGAGCUGUUUUAUUGGGUUGCAUUGUCCAGCUGUUUAUAAUAUUACCACUUUUAGGCGUAUAAUACAAUAGUAAUAGCGGGUAUAUUACUGAAGCUGCUGUUUCUGAGCAGCUUUUUGUGUACUUGUACUGUUCUGAGUAGCUCUUAAGAGCAGUGUUGCAGCUUUAACUUAAGUAUUCUCUGUGUCGAUGUGAUGUAGUUCACUGGAUUUUAUACAGUAUGAGUUGUUGAGGAGGAGAAUUGCUAAAAAAUCACAAGAUUUGUUUACUAUUAAUCAUUGUCACUAGAGAUAGAAUGAUUAAUCAAUCAGGCAGAAUAAUCAGGCUGAUUGAUGUCAUUUUUAAAUCAUCAGCAACAGCUGAUAUAUCUGGGCUCAUGAGGCAGAUUUAAAAAAUGAAAAAACUCACGUCAGCAGGCAGGCAGCAUUUUAAAUGUGACUACUGUUGAGCAACAUCUGAAACAUUUCCAUGGGUAUUAGGAAUAAUGGCUGUUGGUAAUAUUAAACUGUCCUAUUUGACAGUAUGCAACAAAACAACAAGUGAUAUUAUUAACAUUUUAUAUCAGCCACCUACUAACCUGCUAUGUGAAUAUCAGUAUUGGUAUCGGCCAUUUAAGGACCCAUGUUGAUCGACCACUAAUCUGUACAGCAAAAACUCAAUCCUACCAAGUCAGUUUGAUUCAUAUUCUGUCAAAUUAUCUAAUUUCUCUUCAUUUAUGCCAGGCAUGUCCAAACUAUUCCAAAAAGAGCCGGUGUGGCUGCAGGUUUUUCUUCCAACCAAGCAGCAGCACACCAGACUUGAUUCAUUUCAUCAGCUGAUCUCAGUCUUCAGACAGCUGAUUGGUCAGACUGCAUGCUCUUGAUUGGUUGGAAGAAAAACCUGCAGCCACACCGACCCUUUGUGGAAUAGUUUGGACAUGCCUGAUUUAUGCUAUGUUGAUACAUCAAGUAGACGUGCUAAUCUUACAUCAAGAUAUUUCCAGCUGAAGUAUUCUUGAAAACUUCGUUGAAAUAAGGACAUCUUGUUUCAUGAAAUGCAUCGAGACAAUUUUGCUUUCUGUAUUUGCAGCUAUUUAUACAUUGAAAUCAAUCGAGUCCUGAUCUUUGGCUCUUCAUUAACAUACUCUGCAAAGCCAGCUACUAUGCAAGUGCAUCUAAUAAAUGCAGCUCUGACAAAAGAUGCUCUCAAAAUAGCCAAUAGGUACAAAGCCAGAUUAAUACUUUUUUAUGCUAGAACAAUUAGUUUAAGAAAAUGUGCUUUUAUUUUAUUUGAUUGGCUUAUUCAAACUGAUCCAAACCCUGCUAUCAUGGGUUAAAAUGAAACACAACUAAAAAGCACAUUUUGAAAAAAGCACUUUGUACUUUUAUUUGAAUAGAUUAUCAGACUGGUAUUUGUGCUUCUAGCAGGUAAAAUGCCAUUAAGAUAACUUUUCUUUUACUUCUUUUAUGAGUGUCCUCCCCUGAGUAAUAGUAAUAGCAGCAGCAGCAGUUUGUGGCUUUAGCGUUGUUACCACAGUUGACUAAACAAAACUGUCCUAAAUGAUAUCUACUGUUUAAUUUCUGACAAAGAAAAAGUCAAUACUCACGUGUCAUACAAGCGUGUCCUGAUUCAGGCCAGGCAGGUUUAUUUGUGUAACGCUGUUCAUACACAUGGCAAUUCUAAUUGCUUUAAAGAGUUCAAAACAAUGUUAACAGCAUUAAAGAGAUAUGACAAAGUUCAUAUGAAGAUUUAUUCUUGUUUUACAUCUGAUUGCUCAGGCUGAUUUUUUAAAUCCUAAAAAAAAAACAAUCCCAUCAGCAACAAGACUGAUGACGUGUAUAUGCUAAAUUUUGAUGCCUGAAACAAAACUUUGACAUACAUAUUGAGUAUGUCAAAGUUAUGAUCAAGACAGAGCGAGAGAUGUGAGACAGUAGGCAAAUUAGAGUAAACCGAUCUCACCACACCGCUGAAAUGCUUAAAAUUCAUGAAAAUAAGCUGUUUAAACUAAUUAAAAUAGUAAAUAAAAGUUUGAAGAUUUCAGACUUCAGAUAUCAUAAGUUUAUAACAUUACUGCAACUGCAAUUUCUAGCGUCAUCUUUGUGAUUUUGGUGUCUGAUGACUCAUGUUUCGACAUUUCAGACAGAGCCACAAACCCUCUGAACAGAGACACAGACUGGAGCAGCAUCCAUGCCUUCUGUGACCAGCUCAACAAUGAUUUGGAGGGGUAAGAGCUCCAUGUUGAUUCAAGUUUGUAACAAAUCUUUAAAUGCUUUACAUUUUAAUUUUAAAAUGUUUGCUUAUUUGUUUGUUAAAGAAUGAAUAUUUUUUUGUACAAAGUUUCAGCCAAGUAACACAGUUCAGUAACUCGACCAGGAUCUCAUCUCUUGUUCACUCUGCUGUCUGAUGAUUGUUGAAGUUACAUCACAAUACCCAGGACUUAAAUUAAUAUGUUUUCCUUUAAAAAAAAGUCUUAAAUAGCACCUCAUCAGUCUGAGUCUAUGAUUGCAUAAUUAAGGUUGUUAAUUUCUAUGAAAUCAAAAUUUCCUGGAUGUUAAAGCUAAAGGCUAACUAAACACAUCAGCCACAGCUUAUUACUUAAAUCAAAAGAACACACAAAUGAUAAAUAUGUGUCAUGCUGAGUUUAAACUUAAAAGCCCACAUUAUAAUGAAAGUUACAACAAUAGAAAUAAUAAAUAGGGAUACCUCACUCUGGACAGUUUUCUCACUUGUCCUACACUCCGGUGUUUCACAUUCUGGGUAUUCACUCUGUUUUUGUGUGUCUUGUGUCGCAGACCUCAGCUGGCCACGAGGCUCCUAGCUCACAAGAUCCAGUCUCCGCAAGAAUGGGAGGCCAUGCAAGCCCUGCUGGUGAGUCUGGAUCUGAACCUGGAUCUGUAGCAAAAUCAUCUACCUUAGUAAAAAUAACCCCUACUUUUUAGUCAAAAAUCUUGUAGUCAUUUUUUUUUCUAAUCAGCUAAGAUAAAUAAUUUUCUCUUUCACUGAUUAUACUCUGAUAAUGACAGCUAUUUAUAUUUUGGCAUAAUAUUUAAUCUUACUGCUGCCAGUACAGUAGAUUAAAUUUUAACAAUGGUGCGAGGAGUUAGUUCAGGCAGGCCACAAGCUCAGCUUAGUAUGUUAGCUGACCCGAACACUAGCAGUCAGCUGACUGCUCAGCUGAUGAACCUUCGACACAUCCAUGUGGCAAAUGUCAAGCGUUUGUGUUCUGUUUAAUCUGCUCCAGCCUGUCCUCUCCCCUCUUGCUGCCUCCACAAACUGGUUUCCAACCUGCCUCAACCCCAGCUCCUCCUUUUAAAGGGAUAUUCCGGCAUGAAAUUAAUUUAGGGUCAAAUACACUGUAACACUGAGUCAGACACCCCCUUGAGAGAUGAAUGUUCCCAACCACUUGCUUCUGUAGUUAUACCAACUUUAGUAACGACCGCAGGAUAGCAAUACACAGCAGUCUGAGGAGCCAUAAACAAACCUCAACUAAAACGCUCUAGUGUUUAGUCACAGUUUGAGCAUUUUGUGUCUGUUUUAGAUUUAUUUUUUAAUCAUUUUUGUUGUGUUUGUUUCCAGGUUCUGGAGACGUGUAUGAAAAACUGCGGUAAAAGGUUUCACAGUGAAGUGGGAAAGUUUCGUUUUCUCAAUGAGCUCAUUAAAGUCGUUUCUCCAAAGGUAAGCCAUAUUGAGCUCUUCUCCAGAUUUAUCUAUUUAUUUACAGAUCAAGGCUGUACUAAAGUGUCUGUUGUAUGUAAAUCACUUGGUCCUUGUUUUCUUCUGUUACCCAGUACCUGGGCUCACGGUCACCUGAGCCCGUGAAAAAGAAGGUUUUGGAGUUGAUCUACAGCUGGACGUUGGGGUUACCUGAUGAGGCCAAGAUCUCUGAUGCCUAUCAGAUGCUGAAGAAACAAGGUGAGAGUCAAAACAGCUGCAAGAUUAAAAAAAACAUCAUCAAUAUUUGUUUUUAAGAUGAUUAAAGCUAAAGCAGAUGAUAGGACGCAUUAAACUCCUUAUUUUUUCCUAUGUUGUGCUUGUAAAUUAGGUAUUAUUAAACAAGACCCAGAGCUUCCACCUGACAAGCUACUCAACCUUCCUCCACCCAGACCCAAGAAUGCCAUUUUUGAGGACGAGGAGAAGUCAAAAGUAAGGACUCAACUAUUAAAAGAAAAUAAUGAGUUGUUAGAGAUGGAUAAAUAUGACCUGAUCCAGUUUCCUCCUCACUGCACACGCUCAUUGUUGUGUUUGUUUCCUCCUUUGGGAUUUCUCCUCACCUGAACUCUGCCUGUCUAUUCGUCAGAUGUUGUCACGGCUGCUAAACAGCUCGCACCCCGAGGACCUAAAAGCUGCAAACAAACUCAUCAAGGAAAUGGUUCAAGAGGUAAAAAUCUCCCUCCUAUGUUUCCACUCUUUCUUUUUUUUUUUUUCCACCUUUGCGUCUCUCCUCUGCCAAAUCGAAUGGCUGCAGAUGUCGUCUUGUAAGUGAAAUUCAAGAAGAAGAAGGAGGAGGAAACACCGGAGAGCUGCACUCUCAACCAAAACAUCAUCUGAAUGAGGAAAUGGGUUGGUUGCCCUGGGGGGUUUAGUGUGACACUGUCACAGUGAUUCAGCAGGAAUUCAGAGUAAAUCUGUGUCUCCGUUUGAGGAGUAACAGGAGCUGCUCUCUGCUCUUUCCCCAAAUCUUCUCUAAUUGUCUCUCUGACCUUAUUGCUCUCGAGCACCUCUGCCUCUGGCUAUGAAUUUUCUUGCAAAUAUUUGCAAAGCUUUACAACAUGCUAAAUUACGCGUACACAUGCAUGUGUUUGCUUUCACACUCUGGUAUGUAGUCCUUUGCAAAUCUGUCCCCUAUUUUUUUUACAGGAUCAGAGGCGAGCAGAGAAGGUGUCAAAGCGAGUGAACGCCAUCCAGGAGGUGAAGGAGAGCGUCACCCUGCUGACUCAGCUCCUGCAGGACUAUGACAGCAAAUCCACCAAUCAGAGCAACCAUGAACUCAUUCAGGUGGUAGAAAAGUACCUCCAUCUAAUCUAAUCCCCAGAGAAUACACAGCUACUGUACAACACGCUGUCAUUUUACACACUCACAAACCUGAUUCUGUUGGGUGAUUUUAGGACCUGUACCAGCGCUGUGAGAAAAUGAGGCCCACACUGUUCAGAUUGGCGAGCGAUACAGAAGACAACGAUGAGGCUCUCGGUAAGUACCAGUUUAUUUACCCUCCGUUAAAGGUCAAGCAAAUUGAAUUUUCUGUCAGCAUGGGCAUGUUUACUAGUGUGUUGCAUCACCUCUUCCUUUAACACCUCUCUUUAAACUUUGCUAACUGAGGAGACCCGUUUCUGGACUUGUGGAAGUCAAAUGUCAUCACAUUGUUGCCUGAUAUAGAGCUUUAACUGCUCAACAGUUCAGGGUCUCUUUGGUCAAAAUUGUCAGUUCGUGAUUCACUAGAUGUCUUUAAUUGAUGACAAGUCAGGAGUGCAGGUAGGCCAGUCUAGCAGCACUCUUCUGCUCCAGAGCCAUGCUGUUUUCACAUGUACAGAAUGUCAUCUGGCAUCUUGCUGCAAUAUUAAACGUCUCCCCAGACAAAGGGUUCAUCGAAAUGGUAUCAUAUGUUGCUCCACACCCCAGACUUAUUGUUCACAUGUAUAGAAUAGCCGUGCGAUGUGGGAAACCUGCCUGCCUGCACAUUUUUUUACCCUCUGAUCCACCAGUCUGUAAACACUUUUUGAGUUCUAGUCCAGAAGACAAGGUCUGAUAAACAACACUGAAGAACACAAAACAUUUCUCUGUCUUCUUACACAGCGGAGAUCCUACAGGCCAACGACAGCCUGACUCAUGUCAUCAACCUGUACAAACAACAGGUGAAAGGGGAGAUAGUAAACGGCAACAACACCUCAAACACUCCGAAACAAACAGGUGGGUGAGGCAUGAACACAGAAACACAGAAAGAAACCCACAGAUCAGAGAACUAGGAUUUAAUGAUUUUUGUGUCCGUCUAGUUGAAAUGUGACAGUUUGUGUCCGUCUAGUUGAAAUGUGACAGUUUGUGUCCGUGUCUCACAGGAGGGACAGCACUGCUGGACCUGACAGGACUAGACACAUCACCACAGUCCCCUCCAUCCUUCCCUGAGUUCCCCACUCCGACAGACAGCCUCAACGCCCCCUCGCAAGAGACUGGGAUCAGUCUCCUGGACGAUGAGCUCAUGUCGCUUGGUAACAGCAUUUCAGACACCACAAACUGAUCGAAUGAAAAAGCUGAAUGCAGAAUGCAGUUAUCAGGAAAUUCAGUCCAGGAUAACAAUGAAGGAAAAGAAGUUGGUGAAAGACUGGAGUUUUUAUAAUUUAACCCCUUAUUGUACUUAAACUCUGUGUUUACACCACAGGUUUAAGUGAAGGAACACACCCCUCCAACCCUCCCUCACAGCCUGAAGACUCCAUAGCCUGGGACUCUUUCCAGGUCAGUAGAGGAUGGAUCUAUUUCCUAACAGUUUCAGAUCCCAGAGGACUUUCCUCUCAUGUUGACAUUUACCUCUGGAGACACCUGCCGUCUGCUCAGUAUUUUUGGUGCAGCCAGUAGUAGGUGUUAAUUACAUGCACUGUAUUGUUUACAGUCCAAUCAGUAACUGGAGAACCAACCGUGUGUUUGGCUCAAAAGUUGUUCAAAAUUCACUCUUGUGUGCAAAAAAGGUUCAGUUCUUGUCUCCAUGAAUCCCCCAGGUGAUCACCAAUUCUCCUUUUUCUAUUGAGUCUUAGUUUCACUGUAAAAAGUCAGUUGCACAGAAGCUUUGCUCAGAGACAUUUCAACAGUAUGAAGCUGAGAAAAACACAGAUUUACCAUCAAAUUACUAAACUUUUCCUAUUUCUUAGUUACAUGAAUUUCUUGAUCUCUUGGGUGAAUCCUAAUCUGUCUGUUUCUGGUUAGUCUUCGUUUACUGUAAAAGUAAGUUGUACAAAAGCUUCAUUCUGGUUUGCUUCAGGAGCAUGAACCUGAGCAAGAAACCGAUUUUUCUGAAAUUUACUCGCAAUCAAACUUGAUUAUUGUAAUAUUGUAUCGUGGCCAAAGUAUCGUGAUAAUAUCGUAUUGUGGCCAAAGUAUCAUGAUAAUAUUGUAUCAUGGCCAAAGUAUCGUGAUAAUAUCGUAUCAUGGCCAAAGUAUCGUGAUAAUAUCGUAUCAUGGCCAAAGUAUCGUGAUUAUAUUGUACCGUGGCCAAAGUAUCAUGAUAAUAUCGUAUUGUGGCCAAAGUAUCAUGAUAAUAUCGUAUCAUGGCCAAAGUAUUGUGAUUAUAUCGUAUUGUGGCCAAAGUAUCAUGAUAAUAUUGUAUGUGGCCAAAGUAUUGUGAUAAUAUUGUAUCGUGGGGCCACUGGUGAUUUCCACCCUUAUUAUUUCUACAUCGUGGCUCAUUUACAUGCUUCUGUAUAACCAACAACACAUCUGCACCACUAUUUCUCCUCACACUCAUACCUUCUGCUUCCAGUCCUCUGACAGUAUAGACGCAGACAUCCCAGCAGCACCCAGUCUCCUCCUGAGUCCAGAUCCCCCCUCCCACUCUCAGCUUCUUUCGUCUGGGUCCACCCCUGGGAACUCGGCUCUGGAUGAGCUGGACCUGCUGGGGAAGACACUGCUGCAGCAGUCCCUGCCUCCAGAGGGUCUCCAGGUCAAAUGGUAUGAAAUAUACACACAGGUUUCAGGUGCUGCGAUUUUCACAUGCUGCUUUGUGUGGGAAAAAAAAAAAUUCAAUUGUCAGAAUCAGAAAGUUUAAUUAGCAACAGAUCUGCAACACAUCAGUUCUCAAUUUGUCUUUUUCUUUUUAGGGACAAACAGCAGACCAAGCCGACUCUUAGAGAUCUCCAGAGCAAGUCUGGAUCUAACGUCACUCCCAACCCCAUCCCAGUUUUCACCCCUGACCCCCCUGCACCUGUCCUCAACUCUCAGCCUAACCUCGAAGCAACACUGCUGGACAUGUCCCCGACUCACAGCGAUACCUGUGCUCCAGAAGUCACCCUGAACGAUGUUUUUGUACCCUUAGAAUCCAUUAAGCCCAGUAAGUGAUUUAAAGAGCUUCAGAGUCCUGCUUACCUGGGAGUACAGAUUUGUGAAAUCCUCUUCCUCUCCACUCUCAUCCCCUUGCUCUCUCUCUCUCUCUCUCUCUCUCUCUCUCUCUCUCUUUUUAGGUAGUCUGUUACCUGUGACUGUGUUUGAUGGACACAGUCUACGGGUUCUCUUUCACUUUGCUCGUGACUCUCCUCCGUCUCGUCCUGAUGUGCUCGUUGUGAUUAUCUCCAUGCUGUCAUCCGCUCCUGUUCCCGUCACCAACAUAAACUUCCAGACAACAGCUCCAAAGGUCAGCGGUGAAAAAGUUCAGGCCUUUUUAUCCCAGUUCAAUAGCACACUCGAUAAGAUCGCUCUCAAGCAAAGUUCAUCUCUGUACUGAACCUCUGCAGUUGAUUGACUGUCUCACUGAGAGAUGAUCAUUUUGCAUUUGUCACCUAUAGUCUAUGGCAGUGAAGCUGCAGCCGCCGUCAGGAUCAGAACUCCCAGCGUUCAACCCCAUCCUUCCUCCAGCCGCUGUCACACAGAUUCUGUUGCUGGCAAACCCAAAUAAGGUCAGUCAAGAUUUCAACCAUCGAAAAAUCUGUGAUUUAGAGUGGCAGAGAGGGUCCAGCUCUCACACCGGACAGGAAGUGGGGAGUAGAAACUUUGAAACUUUGUUUGGCAUCCCUUUAUAUGUUUCAGUCAGAACUUUUGGAGCCUUGACUUCUUCUAUAAGGGAGGCAGUAAUAGAGUACCCACUGAGCAUUUUUUGGUCUAAAAGAGGUCUAAUGGAUGUCUAAAUGUAGCCUAGACGAUUGGUCUAAAAUCAGGCUACCACAGGUCUAAAAAUGAAAGUUCUGGGCUAUAUCUAUCUAUAUUGCUCAACGACUAUCAUCAUUAUUUUGGUUAAGUACUUGGAGAUCAGUUAUGCAACUAACAGUUGCUUUAUGAAAUAAAUAGUUAUUGAAUAAUGAGUUAAAGUACAACGUCUAAAUUCCAUCUAAAAGUAUACAGAAUCUAGACGUUGAGAUUAGGUCUUAAAAAACUAGACGUCUAAUAGCCGUCUAUUGCUCAGUGGGUAUGAAACUGGGAGCGCGUGGGGUGACACAUGCUGGUAAUGUGCACCAUGUUGGAUUUAAACUGGUUGUCCACUUGAGGACUGGAGAUUCUGUUCAUUGGCUGCAAUACUUGGUCAUGGGGCCAAACUGGCGUUGCAUGCCGAACUCUUUCUGCAGAUUAUUUUGAUAUUUCGGGAUCAGGUUGUCCUUGGCGUAGCUCCUGCUGUUGAGCAUCUUAGUGGGGUUUUGACCAAUCAGAGUCAAGUAUUUAAAUAGCUGGAAUAUAAAUAAACUUCUUAAAAAAAACAAAAACAUUUAGAUCUGGUAUUUCAGGCUGCAAAAAUAACAGAGAAGCCAGUGAAAUCCUGGACUGUGUGAAUACCAUGUCGGCUUUGAGAUGUUUAACUUGACGCUUCUUUGCUUUUGUACUUGUUUUCAUUUCAGGAGAAAGUUCAGCUGGAGUACACACUAACCUUCGCCAUGGGUGAACAGGAGCACAGCGAGAGCGGCAGUCUAGAACAGUUUCCACCUCCGGAGACGUGGGGGACUCUAUAGCAUUUAAACACACACACACACCCACAGCCUGACAGACUGCUCUCUGACUCUGCGUCAUCCUAAUCCAGAUCUCCAUGAUGCACAAGCCUUUUCCUUUGUAAUCACACUGUACUUUCUUUGAUUGCUAAUGAUUCUUUCGGUUGGAUUACUCUCCUGCUCAGUGUAAUGUGUGUUUGUCUAGGUCUAGUCUGCUUUGUGUGGCUGCUGCUUUAAAUCAAACCUGCGACUGUUUCAUUAAAGUUGCUGCAGUCUUGUCAUCUUAUUUUUACAGUUCUACACAGAAAAAAACUAAAACCGUCAUCAAACAAGUGUGUGAUGAUCAUAAUUUAGUGUGCUUGAAGAUUUCUUUGCUCUUGGAGCUCCCAGUCAGUCAAACCUGAUAUCAGUUCACGUCUGCAUGCUCUGCCCAUACAGGGGACCAUGCUUGCAAAUUCCAACACACUAAAAGAGAGCGGCUACGCAUCACACAGACACAUCUCACUGGUUUGAAGAAAGAGAAAACUGAAUUGAUCAACUUUUUAUGGUGACUUCUCGAGGAUGAACGAGCACCACUUCUAAAUUCUCCCUUAAUUUGCAGAUUGUUUUUGAACCGUUUCCCUUCCUCUACCUGCUACUUGUGUGAAAAUCAAAAUUACUGUAACAUCAGAGUUGUGUAUUAUCUGCCAUAUGUGCCUAUUUUGCAGUUUAAGUGCGUUUGAAUGGAUUUUUGUUCUCAUCUGUUACGUGUCGGUUAUUUACGUCUGCAGUUUGUCUUCUCGGUUCAGCGUCAUCAUAACCUUCAGUUUUUGAUGUAUUUAAAGAGAUUUCUGAAGCCGGACAGGAUACUUUUGAACCCUUUCUUUAGCUCUUGUUUUCGGUUCAUAAUUCAGCGUUCAUUUGGUGAAAUGGAGCUGCAUUUGGGUGCUCUGUUCACCACGGAGUGUCUCAAACAUGUUCAACUUGUUUCUGCAGUCUGCAGUGCAUGUCAGCCAUGCUGAACCCCCCACAGGCUCUCAGUCACAUUCCACUGCACUUCUCUCCAAUGAAACGACUUUGUAAAUACCGAUGAUGGCAGUUCUGUUAUGUACAUUUGACUUGUGUGCAAGAGCAUAACACUGGUAAAAUAUUCUGAAUGGGUAAUAAAGUUUUUUUUUUUCUUGGUGA